GUUCGAGCAGGUUUGAGCCUCGUGACUUUGAUUUGAAAUCUGAAAUGAAUCGAGUCGUGUCUCUCGUCACCGUGACCGUGUGCGUGUGGUUCACGGAGUCGCUGCCUCACACUCACCCGAAGUCCAGGAAACAUGAUGGCGUCCAGGUGGAGCCCCAGUUCACAGAGAAGUAUUUCACUCAGACUAUGGAUCACUUCAACUUCAACAGCAUGGGGAAUGGGUCAUUCAGCCAGCGUUACCUGAUCACAGAUAAGUACUGGACGAAGGGCUACGGUCCUAUUUUCUUCUACACAGGCAACGAGGGAGACAUCUGGGAAUUUGCCUCCAACUCUGGAUUCAUCUCAGAAUUGGCUGCUCAGCAGAGGGCACUUGUCAUAUAUGCCGAACACAGGUACUAUGGCAAAUCCCUGCCGUUCGGCAAAGACUCCUUCAACAACCCGCAGGUGGGCCUGCUGACCGUGGAGCAGGCCCUCGCCGACUACAGUGUCAUGAUCACUGGACUGAAGCAGCAGCUGGGGGCCACAGGCUGUCCUGUUAUCGUGUUUGGUGGCAGUUACGGUGGAAUGCUGUCAGUUUACAUGAGACUCAAGUAUCCAAAUGUUGUGGCCGGAGCUCUGGCUGCCAGCGCCCCCGUGCUGUCCACUGCUGGGCUGGGAAAUUCCCGGCAGUUUUUUCAAGAUGUUACAGCUGACUUUGAGCAGGUUGCCCCUGAAUGCAGAGAUGCUGUGAGAGGAGCUUUCCAUCAGCUGAAGGAAUUAGCUGAGCGCCAAGAUUACAAAGACAUCCAGGCAGAGUUUACUCUGUGUAAACCUCCGUCAUCUGCCCAGGACAUCCACCAGCUGUACGGCCUGCUGAGGAACGCCUUCACCCUGAUGGCCAUGCUGGACUACCCCUACAGCACUCACUUCAUGGGCGACAUGCCCGCCAACCCUGUGAAGGUGGCUUGUGAAAACAUGCUGAGUGGAUCUGACCUACUUGCUAACCUCAGGAACACUGCAGGGAUUGUGUAUAAUUCUACUGGACUGCUGACAUGUUUCGACCUGUACAGUCUGUAUCUGGAGUGUGCUGAUCCCACUGGAUGUGGACUGGGCUUCGACAGCCUGGCCUGGGACUACCAGGCGUGCACAGAGGUCAAUCUGUGCUUUGAGAGCAACAAUGUGACGGACAUGUUUCCUCCCAUGUCCUUCACUGACAGAGACCGUGAGAUUUACUGCUCCAAACGCUGGGGUGUGAUUCCACGACCAGACUGGUUCAAAACCCAGUUCUGGGGUGAUGACCUCUCCACAGCCAGCAACAUCAUCUUCUCCAAUGGAGACCUGGACCCGUGGGCAAACGGAGGGGUGCGCAAGUCCUUGAGCUCAUCGCUGAUCGCUGUCAACAUUCCUGAGGGAGCCCAUCACCUGGACCUGAGGGGAUCCCACGAUGCUGAUCCAGUGUCAGUGAUCGCUGCCAGGAAAACCGAAGCAGACCUCAUCGCACAGUGGGUGAAGAUGGAGAGGAGAAGGUUAAAGAAGUCACUUUAAGGCUCAGUCUCUCAGUCACAAUAUACUGGAUAUUAAAGAAUUAAUUAUUGAUGUGUAAUAACACACAGGAUAAUAUCCUGUAAAUGAUCCAGUGCCUUGUAAGUCCUUUCCAUUUCUUUAUGUCCAGAAGCAGUUUUUCACACUCUGACAAAGUGGAUGUUAGUUAUUGGUUUUAAUUAUUAUGCUGAACAAACCUCAUGUCUCUCUGGAACGUGGGUGUAAAAUAAAGUGUUCACUCUGGAACUGAACAAAAAGUGAGUGAACCUGUGAGUCAGUGUGUGUGAUGAAUGGGUUUGAUUGAGUGGGAUGCCAGUGAACUAAGAGGAGCAGCUCACUGCUGAGCUCAUUUCAGACUAUGCAUGGACAGUUGUGAGAGAUGCACCUCGGCCCCACUCUACACAGGCAGCUGGUGUUUUCAAACAGCCUGUUUCCAUCUUACCAACAGUUCAGGACCUCGAGAUAUCCCUCAUGGAGGGCUGAGAACCAGGGUCUAUCCACAGCUGAGAAGCUUGAACAUGUGAUUAUCAAGGGACGAUCCAGUCAAAUACAGUAGUGCUCCCUCUUUAGAUCAGUGCAGGAAUUGCAUGGGACUGGCGCGCUGUCUGUUGGGUGUUAAUGGUUAGCAGUUUUCUGCUCUUCACUCUGGGAUGUGUUCAGUAUAUCUCUGUGUUUAAAAUUAAAAAACGACAUGUUUGAAGCAGAUGUAGCACCAUCACUGCAGACCAGCUUUGUUUCUCCAGUCAUUGAUCAACACAAAUGUUUCUGUUCAAUAAAGUCUUUUUAAUUUUUC
This is a messenger RNA of Limanda limanda (common dab), 2313 nucleotides long. RefSeq names its product dipeptidyl-peptidase 7 (gene dpp7). The transcript is spliced from 13 exons. Bases 45 to 1523 code for a protein of 492 amino acids. Gene Ontology annotation, biological process: proteolysis. NCBI's taxonomy places the organism in Eukaryota, Metazoa, Chordata, Actinopteri, Pleuronectiformes, Pleuronectidae. Gene Ontology annotation, cellular component: vesicle. The record is from RefSeq and is a predicted model, not a curated record. Gene Ontology annotation, molecular function: dipeptidyl-peptidase activity; serine-type exopeptidase activity.